Messenger RNA from Trifolium pratense (red clover), 829 nucleotides. RefSeq names its product N-terminal acetyltransferase B complex catalytic subunit NAA20. Gene Ontology annotation, molecular function: protein-N-terminal amino-acid acetyltransferase activity. Gene Ontology annotation, cellular component: NatB complex. The record is from RefSeq and is a predicted model, not a curated record. Lineage: Eukaryota; Viridiplantae; Streptophyta; Magnoliopsida; Fabales; Fabaceae. Bases 155 to 679 code for a protein of 174 amino acids. Gene Ontology annotation, biological process: N-terminal peptidyl-methionine acetylation. The transcript has 7 exons.
UAUUUUAAAAUAAUAAUAUUAUAACAGUUGUUAGGAUAGCAUCGGUCUAAGGUGUGGCACUCCCCUAGUUUGCAUAUACAUCUUCGCCGCCGCGCCGGAGCUUCUUCGCCACCAUCUGGUGUUCUCUUUCCCCUCCCUUGGUGGUCCUUUGAAGAUGACGACAAUACGUAGAUUUUGCUGCAACGAUCUUCUUCGUUUUACAAAUGUCAAUCUAGAUCAUCUCACCGAAACUUUUAACAUGUCCUUCUACAUGACCUAUCUAGCACGAUGGCCUGAUUAUUUCCACGUUGCCGAAGGCCCCGGCAAUCGAAUUAUGGGUUACAUUAUGGGUAAAGUAGAGGGGCAAGGAGAAUCUUGGCAUGGUCAUGUAACUGCAGUAACUGUUGCUCCAGAGUAUCGCAGGCAACAGUUAGCCAAGAAACUAAUGCAUCUUCUGGAAGACAUCAGUGACAAUAUUGACAAAGCCUACUUUGUUGAUCUAUUUGUGAGAGCAUCAAAUGCACCAGCCAUCAAGAUGUAUGAAAAGCUUGGCUAUGUGAUUUAUCGACGAGUGCUGCGUUAUUAUUCUGGAGAAGAAGAUGGAUUGGAUAUGAGGAAAGCAUUAUCUCGUGAUGUUGAAAAGAAGUCCAUCAUCCCUCUUAAAAGGCCUAUCACUCCUGAUGAAUUAGAGUAUGACUAAAUUGUUGCAUGAGGAGCUUAUUUUCUGCUUUAAAGAAAAUGUAUUGAUUACUUGUUGUAAGUUAUAUUUUGUUCUACUGUUAACAAACCUCAUUUUGAAAUUUUGAAAUCGUUCUCACCAGUAAUUCUAAUUUUGAAAAAUUUCUUGUAA